This is a messenger RNA of Jaminaea rosea, 1538 nucleotides long. RefSeq lists its product as hypothetical. The transcript has a single exon. NCBI's taxonomy places the organism in Eukaryota, Fungi, Basidiomycota, Exobasidiomycetes, Microstromatales. The record is from RefSeq and is a predicted model, not a curated record. Bases 185 to 1267 code for a protein of 360 amino acids.
CUCAUACGGCGGCCAAACGAGAUACGCUUCUGACCCAGCAUCGCGCCGCUAUUGAGUCAUCAAGAAGCGCUGGGCAAUUUUCUCGUCCCGUACCGACGAUGUCAGUUGAAAUCCUGCCGCUGCUCCCGCUCGCCGCCGCUAGUCGGGCCGUACCUCUGCGAAGAAAGCCCUCAGCCCACGAGCAAUGCGUUAUUUCGGCCUCCCCUUGCCUCUUCUUUCUUCUUUGCCAACUCCCCAUUGCCUCCUCGACCCAAAGCAACCUCGCUCACCCACGCUCAACAUGCUCACCGUUGCUCCCUCGCUUUGUGCGCUUGUCUACGGCGCCCUACUCGCCGCCGCCUCGACGGGCAUCACCUACCCUCUCGUUAAGCAACGCAUCCCUUCGGCAUUGGCUGAGCGCGCAGGUUCUGGUGCUAGUCUCACCAUCGACCCACCUCAGUACGCGUACACGACUGACAUUGGCAUCGGCAAGGCUACUUACAAGGUCGUCGUAGCCACAGGCACGCCGCAGACGACGCUCGGCAAGUCAGCAAACUAUCGCGGCGGCAAAGAUACUGGCCGAAAGGGCAAAGGCGCCCUCUCAGGGGGUCUGAACUACACCGUUAACGUCUACGAGGACACUAUCGCCGUCGGCGGGAUCUCUGCAAUGGCAGCUGUCGGCGCCACGGAUCAAAUGGAGGUCAUCCUGAACGACCGAGGCACCGCGACUCACCCCGUGGGCAUCUUCGGUCUCGCGCCCGACUCCCCGCUCGGCUUCAGUGCCAUCGACCAGAGCUUGAAGCCAUUCGUUUCCACGUCCAACACCGCUUUUGCCAUUGACCUCGCCGCCAACACGCUUUCUUUUGGAGACUCUUUCUCCCCGGGCUUCUGGCUGCCCCUUCCCACCAAGGGCAACGUCUGGAACGUAGACGGCACCAUGGACGGCAUCUACAACUUCGAAGCAGCCGCCAUCGAGUCGGCCAGCGACACCAUCUCCGUGGACUUAGCCGUGAGUGCAACGGCGUCUAUCUGUAGAGGCACUACAGCUGACCUUCUGUUCCGAGCCCACCCAGUCGGCAAAGAAGAUCUUUGCCGCCAAGAAGCUCAACGCGACGAUGAAGAUGAUCAACCACGCCCAAGUACUCGCCGCCGCCGUCGACUGCGAGCGUGGUGGUCCUUCCUUUACGCUUGGUUUCGGCGCAGGCAAGACCAUGCGCUUCGUGGGCAAGGAGACGGUAGUCCGCGAGGAGAACCAGUGCUUGUACGUCGUACAGGGAAUGCAGCUUGAUAUGUCGGAGUGGGUUCUGGGCUGGCCUUUGUUCAAGAAGAAGGGUGGGGUCGUCUUUGAUAUCAAACAGACGCGCGUUGGGCUCAACAUGUGAGAAUCAUGGCGAGACUGGCUACACAAGGCCGGCGUACCCAGGUGCAUUGCCUGCUCUCACGGUGGGAGUCUGAUCCACCUCUGCUCUCACGCGUGACGGACUAUCUUCCUCUUUAUAUAAUCACCCGAAACUUUCCUAUACACGAUCACCCGAAAUGCUAAUAUGUGCUGAACGCCA